This is a messenger RNA of Talaromyces proteolyticus, 2002 nucleotides long. RefSeq lists its product as uncharacterized. NCBI's taxonomy places the organism in Eukaryota, Fungi, Ascomycota, Eurotiomycetes, Eurotiales, Trichocomaceae. Bases 204 to 1565 code for a protein of 453 amino acids. Gene Ontology annotation, biological process: regulation of DNA-templated transcription. Gene Ontology annotation, molecular function: DNA-binding transcription factor activity. The record is from RefSeq and is a predicted model, not a curated record. The transcript is spliced from 3 exons.
GCCUUUCAACUAGAUUUUAUGAUGAGCUAUCGGAUGUCCCUUUCCCUCCACCGUCACCUCGAUUGGCUCCAGAGCCCAGACUUCUUGAUUUCUUGUCCGCUUCCACUUAUGAAGACCUUGUGCAAGACAGCGCAGAAAAUUUGAAUACAGUCCCGAUCGAUACUGAUGCUAAUAGCAACCUAUCCCAAGGCCAUAUACAUGAAAUGCAAACCGACGAUAACCCAUUGAUUGCUCGGUCAAACCGUGCGAAACGACGACCUCAGAAUGCGAACAGUUCUCGGGUUGCCAAGGCUAUGGAUCAAAAAGGGAAAGGGCAAAGAGGGAGGCCGCAGAAAUCAAAUGGAAUGGACUCACCGGCUGAUAAACGGCGGGCCCAAAUCCGCGCAGCACAAAGAGCCUAUCGGUCGCGUCAGGAGAUGGAGCUGUCGACAUUGAGAGGCCGUGUCAAGGAGCUGGAAGACGUGAUGUAUCAAACGAGUCAAAUCUGCUUGCAAUUUAGAAAUGAUGUCCUUACGUCUGGUCUAUUGAAUGACCGUCCAGAUCUGGCUGCGAAGCUGAAGGAGACUGCGGAGAAAUGUAUGUCAAUGGCGAGGCAAGGUGACGUUGAGUGUGUGGGAGAAAGCAUUCAAGUCAAUAAAACGUCAAAAAAGUUAUCGCCUUCACAGAGGUCUAAGAAAACCAGUGGCGAUCACCAAAAGAUUACAACAAAAGAGGUUAGGCCGGCGGAUGAUUUUAAUCACGAAAGUCUCGAAGUUACAUAUUCAGGACAAUUAUUAGAGUGGGAAAGGUCGAAUGAUGCGGACACUGAGACAUCUAGCGAUCCAACUUUCUCCCACUUAAACGAUCUAAGGUCGCUUUCUUCAAUUCCUUCCACAAUUGAACUAACCGAACCAAUAUCCACGGUUGAUAUAUGUGCAAAUAACAAAUCCCUCGCCGAUCGGCUAGAUAUGGCAUGUGCAUUGCGCGCUUACCGUCGCCUCAAAGAUCCAUCUAUAACUACUGCGGAAUUAUCCAGGGGAUUUAAAUUUCUUAUGACUGUUAUGAGCCGUGACCAGAUUGCCACAUAUUUUAAAGAAUUUAUCGAUUCUCUCGGCGCGUCUGCAGUUUUUGACAACUGGAAAGUUCCAGAAGUCAUCCUUGGUGGUGCCGGAACCCAUUAUCCUCGAAAGAUGCAGAGCAAAAGAUACAAUCUGGAUCCUAGACUAGAUGGAUUACCGGAGAAAAGUCGCGGAAUGACCCAAGUGUCAAGUAGAGCCAACCUACAAAGUGAAUUUCAGGAAGAUUGGUUCAAUUCUGGGGAUGUACAAGGGUUUCUAGCAGAAUAUGGAGUUAUGACAGAAAAUCACAGCCCAGCUCUCGGAGCUACGCGUAACGUCUCGGAGUGCAGUCCGCAAUCAAAAUUCCCUUGGGGCUCCUUACCACCGGGAACGGUAUUGGUUGUUGACGAGAGCAAGUUGUUGCGGCACUUAAGCACUUUCUGCGUUUGUCUCGGUCGUUCUGCUGGGUUUCGACGAAAAGAUGUUGAAAAGUCAGUGUUGCAGCAUGUGAAGCUCUGUUGGGUGUAGAUGAAAGGUUAAUACACUCUUGACCUAAUAAUAAGACUUUGGAGGGGGUUUGGGGUUCGGAUCCAGUAGAAACAAAAUAUCACCAACUGAGGUUGUGCAAUCAUAAGCGUUCGACAGACUUUUAUGCUUGCUUUCGGCGGAAAAUGAAGGAUAACAGGUCAAAUGUUAUACAUCAGGAGAUCGGCAAUUCUUAUCAAUAUUGCUAGAUUCAAACUUCAUUCGCACUGCCUAAGUAGACAAAGGGUGGCUCUUACUGAAUUUUUGCAGCCAUUUGCUCAGUCCUCGGCUCAAUGAAAGACAUAAAACCGAGAAAUGGGUGCUGAUUACUGAACAUGAUGAACAUUCCACAUUUUUAUACAGCCUCGGUAGUAUUAUUCCAUUGUCAAGCGUGUGGAAGUAUAAAAACGUCCAUUCCCCAUGUUGUGUUAAUAUCAGCA